Molecule: messenger RNA, 8019 nt
Organism: Candidozyma haemuli
Lineage: Eukaryota; Fungi; Ascomycota; Pichiomycetes; Serinales; Metschnikowiaceae
Exons: 1
Coding region: 1-8019 (2672 amino acids)
Source: RefSeq, a predicted model, not a curated record
AUGCUAUUACUUCGUGGCUGGCUUGCUACUGCCUUAUACCUUUCGGCAGUAUGGGCUUUGACCAUCACGGAAAACACCGUCAGUGUUUCUCCUGUCAGCUUAUCAAUUGGCAGUCUUACCAUCAACCCUGAUGUGUACUACUCCAUCGUCAACAACUUGCUUACCACCCUUGGAGGAAGCUUGGAUAACCAGGGUGGCUUCUAUGUGACUUCUGCCAACGGCUUGGCCGCUUCGGUGUCCAUUGUGUCGGGCUCCAUUAGAAACUCAGGCGACCUUGCCUUCAAUUCCUUGAGGGCCAGUGUGGUGAGUAACUAUAACUUGAACUCCGUGGGCAGCUUUGUCAAUUCGGGUAACAUGUGGCUUGGUAUCAGUUCGUACUCCUUGACGCCACCUAUUAUCCUUGGUUCCGCUACCAAUUGGCAGAAUACUGGUAAGAUCUACUUGAGUCAGACUUCGGGCUCUGCAUCCACCAUCACCAUCUCCCAGGCCUUGGGUUCGGUCACUAACGAUGGUACAAUGUGUAUUGAGCGUUUGAGUUGGUUGCAAACAACCAGUAUCACCGGUUCGGGUUGUAUCAACGUCAUGGACGACGCUCACCUCCAGCUCCAGAUCAGUCCCUGGAACGUUGCUAACACACAGACCAUCUACCUUUCCUCUGGCUCUUCUAUGAUGUCUGUGCUUGGUCUCUCGCAGAGUAUCACUGGCACAAAGACUUACCACGUUGUUGGUUUCGGUAGUGGCAACCAGAUCCGUGUCAACACUGGUUUCACCUCGUACAGUUACUCCAACGGUGUCUUGACACUUUCUUUCUUCCUUGGUGUUUUUAAGAUCGCUUUCAACAUUGGUACUGGCUACUCUAGCUCGGGCUUCUCUACUAACGGUGUCUUGGGCGCUGGAACAAGAAUCUCCUACAGUGGUGCUUAUCCUGGCAAUAUUCCUUCCAUUUGUCAGUGUGAGGACUUCCCUGAGCCUACUACUACACCAUUGCCUUCGUCUACGCUUUCUAGCUCCAGCUCAGUGCCAUCUUCAAGCCUGAUCACCUCUUCUGAAUCGCUGUCAGCAGCACAGUCUUCCAGUGAGCCAGCUUCUUCCAGUGAGCCAGCUUCUUCCAGUGAGCCUGCUUCUUCCAGUGAACCAGCUUCUUCCAGUGAGCCAGCUUCUUCCAGUGAACCAGAAACAAGCUCUGAUCUUGGCCUUACUGAGUACACCACUACCUGGACUACCACCGACGAGAACGGUGAUCCUGAGACUGACUCGGGUGUUGUUAUUGUGACCACCGACCAGGAUGGUUCUUUGACUACCACCACUUCGCUCUUCCCUCCUGAAGCUAGUUCUUCAGAGAGUUCUUCUGAAGAGCCUCCAUUCACCACCUACACUACUACUUGGACAUCGGACGGUGAGGAUGGACCUGAAACCGACUCAGGAGUCGUCAUUGUUACUACUGAUGAGAAUGGUGAUGUUACUACUACUACGUCUAUAAUUCCUGCCGAGACUCCGUCUGAGAGCGCUAGUGAAAGUUCUGCUGAGGAGCCUCCAUUCACUACUUAUACUACUACAUGGACUUCUGACGGCGAAGAUGGACCCGAAACCGAUUCAGGUGUCGUUAUCGUCACUACUGACGAGAAUGGGGAUGUUACAACUACUACUUCUAUAAUUCCUGCCGAGACUCCUUCUGAGAGUGUUGGUGAAAGUUCUUCAGAAGAACCCCCAUUCACUACUUAUACUACUACAUGGACCUCGGACGGUGAAGACGGCCCAGAGACUGACUCUGGAGUCGUUAUUGUCACAACUGAUGAGAAUGGUGAAGUUACCACCACCACCUCGCUUUUCCCUCCCGAAGCUAGUUCGUCGGAGAGCUCCUCUGAAGAACCUCCUUUCACUACUUACACCACUACAUGGACCGCUGAUGGCGAAGAUGGGCCAGAGACAGAUUCAGGAGUCGUCAUCGUUACUACUGAUGAGAAUGGCGAUGUUACUACUACUACUUCCAUUAUUCCUGCUGAAACGCCUUCUAGUGAAAGUUCUUCGGAAGAACCUCCAUUCACUACUUACACCACUACUUGGACUUCGGAUGGUGAAGAUGGACCUGAGACUGACUCUGGAGUUGUCAUUGUCACUACUGACGAGAAUGGUGAAGUUACCACUACUACUUCUAUAAUUCCCGCCGAGACUCCUUCUGAAAGCGCUGGUGAAAGCUCUUCUGAAGAACCUCCAUUCACCACCUACACUACUACAUGGACUUCUGAUGGCGAGAACGGUCCAGAGACAGAUUCUGGAGUUGUGAUCGUGACCACUGACCAAGACGGUGCUUUGACAACCACCACCUCGAUCAUUCCUCCUGAAAGUUCUUCUGAGGCUCCCCAGUUUACUACUUACACUACUACAUGGACCUCAGAUGGUGAAGAUGGACCUCAAACCGACUCAGGUGUGGUGAUUGUGACUACUGAUGAAGAUGGUGCUUUGACUACGACGACAUCUACUUUCCCUCAACCUUGGACCACUUAUACCACAACCUGGACUUCGGACGGCGAAGAUGGUCCUGAGACUGACUCGGGAGUGGUAAUUGUUACUACUGACGAAAAUGGAGAUGUGACCACUACAACCUCCACCAUUCCUCAGCCUUGGACCACCUAUACUACUACUUGGACCUCUGACGGUGAAAAUGAUUCUGGCGUUGUUAUCGUUACUACGGAUGAAAACGGAGCAAUCACCACCACGACUUCUACCAUUCCUCAGCCAUGGACUACUUACACAACUACCUGGACUUCAGAUGAUGAGACCAACUCUGGUGUGGUGAUCGUUACUACUGAUGAGAAUGGCGACUUAACCACUACUACAUCGACCAUUCCUGCUCCAUUCACCACUUAUACUACCACUUGGACUUCAGAUGGAGAGAAUGGUCCUGAGACAGACUCUGGUGUUGUCAUCGUGACUACUGACGAGAACGGUGAUAUUACAACUACUACUUCUACAAUUCCUCAGCCAUGGACCACCUAUACUUCUACAUGGACCAGUGACGGUGAGAAUGGACCAGAGACCGACUCGGGAGUUGUGAUUGUUACCACCGAUGAGAACGGAGAGAUCACCACUACCACAUCUGUCAUUCCUCCUCCAUGGACAACGUAUACUAGUACUUGGACUUCCGAUGGCCAAACUGAUUCAGGUGUUAUUAUUGUGACUACAGAUGAGAACGGUGAUUUGACUACUACUACCUCCACCAUCCCUCAACCAUGGACCACCUAUACUACUACCUGGACUAGUGAUGGAGAAACCGACUCUGGAGUAGUCAUUGUCACCACUGACCAAAAUGGAGAGUUGACUACUACUACUUCGACGAUCCCACAGCCAUGGACCACCUACACCACUACCUGGACUUCUGAUGGUGAAGAUGGCCCUGAGACGGAUUCUGGUGUUGUUAUCGUUACUACGGAUGAGAAUGGUGAAAUCACUACAACGACUUCUACUAUUCCUCAACCUUGGACUACUUACACCACUACCUGGACCUCUGACGACGAGAACGGUAAUCCUCAAACUGAUUCCGGUGUCGUGAUUGUCACAACCGACCAGGAUGGAGCAUUGUCCACUACUACGUCUACCAUUCCACAGCCUUGGACCACCUAUACUACUACUUGGACAUCGGAUGGUGAAAAUGGACCUGAGACUGACUCUGGUGUCGUUAUUGUUACAACUGACGCUGAUGGCUCGCUUACAACAACCACAUCAAUCAUUCCUCAACCUUGGACCACUUUUACUACUACCUGGACUUCUGAUGAUGAGAAUGGAAACCCAGUAACCGAUUCGGGUGUGGUGAUUGUCACUACCGACGACCAAGGUGCCUUGACGACCACGACUUCUACCAUUCCUGCUCCAUUCACCACCUAUACUACUACUUGGACUUCUGAUGGAGAGAAUGGACCAGAAACUGAUUCUGGUGUUGUCAUCGUGACUACAGACGAAAACGGCGAAUUGACCACCACCACUUCGACAAUCGCCCAGCCUUGGACUACUUACACUACUACGUGGACUUCCGAUGACGACAAUGGUAAUCCUCAGACAGACUCUGGUGUUGUUAUAGUCACUACUGACCAGGACGGUGCUUUGACCACGACCACUUCUGUGAUUCCUGCUCCAUGGACCACCUACACCUCGACUUGGACGUCUGAUGGCGAAGACGGUAAUCCUGUGACAGACUCUGGUGUGAUUAUUGUGACAACUGAUGCCGAUGGUUCUCUUACAACCACCACUUCCAUUAUUCCUCCACCGUUCACUACCUAUACUACUACUUGGUUCAGUGACGAUGGCAAUGGAGACGCACAGACAGAGUCUGGUGUGGUUAUUGUGACAACAGACAGCGACGGUGCUCUUUCUACCACCACUUCGAUCAUCCCUGCUCCAUAUACUACUUACACUACUACCUGGACCAGUGAUGGUGAGAACGGACCAGAAACUGAUUCCGGUGUUGUGAUUGUUACAACUGAUGAGAAUGGUGCUUUGACCACUACCACUUCUAUCAUCCCUGCUCCAUUCACUACUUACACGACAACUUGGACUCAAGAUGGAGAGGCUGGUCCAGAAACUGAUUCCGGUGUUGUGAUUGUUACAACUGACGAGAAUGGUGCCUUGACCACUACCACUUCUAUCAUUCCUCCUGAAGGCACUCCAUCUCAGAGUUCGCCAGAGUCUCCUCAGUUCACUACCUUCACUACCACUUGGACUACAACUAAUGAGAAUGGUGACCCAGAGACCGAUUCCGGUGUUGUUAUCGUGACUACUGAUGAGGAUGGUGCCUUGAGUACUACUACUUCUAUUAUCCCUAACCAGUUCACUACUUACACUACCACUUGGACCACAGAUGGACCUGACGGACCUGAAACUGACUCUGGUGUUGUGAUCGUUACUGCUGACGACGAAGGUCAGUUGUCUACAACAACCUCGCUCUUUGACCGUCCUUGGACUACCUAUACUACCACUUGGACCACCACGGACGAUAACGGUGAUGAAGUUACCGAUUCUGGUGUUGUGAUUGUGACUACAGACGCUGAUGGUGCUUUGACCACGACUACUUCCAUCAUUGCAGCUGAAGCUACUCCUUCUGACAGUUCUGCUGAAGCUCCACCAUUCACCACUUUCACUACUACUUGGACAUCUAACGAUGAAAAUGGUAACCCAGUGACUGACUCUGGUGUUGUGAUUGUCACCACUGAUGCUGAUGGAUCUUUGACUACAACCACCUCGUUGAUUCCAGCCGAAGCUACUCCAUCUGAUAGUGCUGUUGAAGAGCCUCCAUAUACCACCUUCACAACUACUUGGACGACUACUGAUGAGAAUGGUGAUCCAGUGACGGACUCUGGCGUUGUAAUUGUUACUACUGAUGAAAAUGGUGCCUUGACAACCACUACAUCUAUCAUUGAGAACCCAUUCACAACCUACACCACCACUUGGACUUCCACUGAUGAGAAUGGCAACGCUGUUACUGAUUCUGGUGUCGUUAUUGUCACUACUGAUAGCAAUGGUGACUUGAGUACUACUACUUCGAUUAUUGCCGCUGAAGUGACACCUACUGAAAGCUCGUCUGAUGUUCCACCAUUCACCACCUUGACAACCACUUGGACCGCCACGGAUGAAAACGGUGAUGUUAGAACUGACUCUGGUGUGGUGAUUGUUACCACUGACGCCGAUGGUGCCUUGACCACUACUACGUCCAUCAUUCCUCCAGAGGUUACAGCAUCUGAGAGUAGCCCAGGUUCUCCAUUCACUACUUACACCACCACCUGGACUUCUGAUGGCACUGAUGGCCCUGAGACCGACUCUGGUGUUGUUGUGGUGACGACUGAUGAGAAUGGUGAAUUGACUACGUCGACAUCUUUGUUGCCUAAGGCUUUUACUUCCUUCACCACCACUUGGACUGCUACAGAUGAAAAUGGCGAUGUCCACACCGAUUCAGGUGUUGUCAUUGUUACCACGGAUGAAAACGGUGAUUUGGCUACCACAACUUCUGUGUUCCCACCUGAAGGCUCUCCAACUGAAAGCACUCCAGGUACUCCUCCUUUCACCACCUUCACCCUGACAUGGACUUCUACCGGUGAUGAUGGUGAGCUUCACACUGAUUCAGGAGUUGUGAUUGUCACUACAGAUGAAAACGGAGCUUUAUCUACUACCACUUCCCUUUUCCCUCUGGACUUCACAACUUACACCACCUCAUGGACUACCACGGACGAGAAUGGCAACCCUGUUACUGACUCAGGUGUUGUCAUUGUGACUGCUGACCAGGAUGGUGGCUUGACAACGACAACUUCCCAGUUCCCUCCAGUGACUACCCCAGAUGUCUCAGGCCUCACUUCUUUCACUUCUACCUGGACCACUACCAACGAGAACGGUGAUGAAGUGACCGACUCAGGCGUGAUCAUAGUGACCACUGACUCAGAUGGUUCGUUGACUACAACCACAUCUGUGAUUCCACCAUUGACCUCAUUCACUUCGACUUGGACAACAACUAACGACAACGGAGAACCAGUAACUGAGUCUGGAGUUAUUAUCGUGACUACUGACGCUGACGGCGCCUUGACCACCACGACUUCUCAGUUUGACCCAGACGGUACUGAUGCCCCUCCAUUUACGACUUUUACUUCCUCUUGGACAACCACCGAUGCAAAUGGUAACCCAGUUACUGAGUCCGGCGUGGUGAUCGUUACGACUGACGCUGAUGGAGCUUUGACUACAACUACUUCUCAGUUCCCUGCUGAAUCUACUCCAGACUCUCCACUUACGUCGUUCACUUCUACUUGGACUACUACUGACGAGAAUGGAAACAUUGAGACUGACUCUGGUUUGGUGAUUGUGACUACUGAUCCUGAAGGAAACUUGAUCACUUCAACCUCCCAGUUCCCUAAGGCUAGCGAUCCAGUCACCGACGGAGGAGCUUCUCAGACUGGAACUGAUGGUGGUGCUAUUGUGACAACCGACUCCGAUGGUUCUUUGACUACCAUUAUUCCUUCCGAUGGUGGUUCUGGUCCUGAUGGUUCCCAGACUGACUCGAAUGUGAUAGUCACCACUGACUCAGACGGCUCGUUAACUACCUCUACUCGUUCUGGCGGCGCUUCUCCAACAGACGGUGCUGCAACUGAUGGCCAGCAGACUUACGUGACUACUGAUGCUGAUGGUAAUGUUAUUACUACCACUGGUCCAGCUUUGACUGACUACACUUCGACUUGGGCUACUACUGACGAAAACGGCCAUAAGACUUCUGCCUCCGGAGUUGUGAUUAUUACUACUGAUUCCGAUGGUUCGUUGUACACCACUACUUCUGCGUUCGACACCAAGGACGGUUCUCAGACCGACUACACUACCACCAUCCACACCACUGAUCCUAAUGGUGAUGUGUUGACUAAGACUGUUGUUGUUUGUGAAACCACAGAUUCUGAUGGCUCCUUGACCACCACUACCUCUGUGUGCCCAGAGAGAACAACCUACGUUUCUACUAAGGAAGAUGGAUCUGAGACCACAGUGUCAGCCGACCUUAUCGAGACUACUAUUGACGGUGUUACUACUAUCUACACCUCGGUUUGUCCCGAACAAACCACGUUUGUUUCGACCAAGGAGGAUGGUUCUGAAGCCACUUUCACUGGCGACAUCAUCGAGACAACCAUCGAUGGCACUCCAACUUCCUUCACGUCUGUCCACUCUGCUCCAACUGUCAAGUCUACCUUCACAACGCAGUAUGAGACUACUAGAGAAGAUGGCCAUGUCGAGACUACCCUGGAUGUUGUGGUCGUUGGAACUGGUUCUGACGGCGUACCUUACACUUCCACUAUUGCAGGUGAAUCGGUUGCUCCUGGUGUGGCUCCUACUGGCACUGAAGCUGGCGGAGAUACCCCAGCCGACCAGACCACUUUCGAUACCGUUUACACGUCGACUGGCUCUGCAGCUCCACCAAACGUCUCCUCCUAUGAGGCUGGUGCCUCUUCAUCAAAAUUCAGCGCCAAAUGGUUGCUUCCUUUUGCUUUCUUUGCCAUGUUCUAA